Messenger RNA from Nerophis lumbriciformis (worm pipefish), 1518 nucleotides. NCBI's taxonomy places the organism in Eukaryota, Metazoa, Chordata, Actinopteri, Syngnathiformes, Syngnathidae. The record is from RefSeq and is a predicted model, not a curated record.
AUGGCGACUGUGCAUCUGAGAAUCGGAGACCUAGUGUGGGGGAAACUUGGCCGCUAUCCACCGUGGCCCGGAAAGAUUGUGAGCCCACCCAAGGAUUUAAAAAAGCCAAGGGGCAAAAAAUGCCAUUUUGUGAAAUUCUUUGGAACUGAAGACCAUGCAUGGAUCAAAGUGGAACAGUUGAAGCCCUAUCAUGCCCACAAAGAGGAGAUGAUCAAGAUAAACAAAGGCAAACGCUUCCAGCAGGCUGUAGAUGCAGUGGAAGACUUCCUUAAAAAAGCAAAGGGGAAAGAACAGAACUCUGAAGGUAAAGGAGACUCCAAAGGAAAGAAGACUCCUAAGAAGCCGCUUAAAAUACUGGAUGAGGAUGAUGAGGAUCUCAGUGCCUUGAGGGACCCCUCUGAGAAGGACUUAACUGACUCUGACCCCGAGCCGUCCACUAUUGAGAGGCUGGGGGCUGUUCCUGGAUUCAAAUGGGAAAGCAGUCCUGUGAAGGAUGAUCCACAUUUUCAUCACUUCUUGCUUAGCCAGUCUGAAAAGCCUGCCUCGUCCAUGGAACCUAUAAGCAAGCGCUUGAAAAUUAUUGAAGAGGACACUGCAUCAACCUCCAUUCAAGCUGCAGACAGCACGGCUAUUAAUGGCAGCAUCACACCCACAGAUAAAAGAAUAGGGUUUCUCGGUCUGGGGCUGAUGGGCAGCGGUAUUGUUUCCAACCUGCUUAAAAUGGGUCAUGUCGUCACAGUGUGGAACCGCACAGCAGAGAAGUGUGACCUGUUCAUUCAAGAAGGUGCUAGACUGGGCCGAACUCCUGCUGAAGUGGUUUCAAUGUGUGACAUCACAUUUUCUUGUGUCUCUGACCCAAAGGCUGCCAGAGAUUUGGUAAUGGGUCCUAGCGGAGUGCUGCAAGGAAUUAGGCCAGGAAAGUGCUAUGUAGAGAUGAGUACAGUUGACCCACAGACCAUUACAGAACUCUCACAGGUUAUCACUUCGCGGGGUGGACGUUUCCUGGAAUCUCCCGUGGCAGGAAGCCAACAGCUUUCUAAUGAUGGAAUGUUGGUCAUCUUAGCAGCAGGUGACCGAACGGUUUAUGAGGACUGCAGCAGCUGCUUUCAAGCCAUGGGAAAGACUUCCUUCUUCUUGGGUGAAGCCGGAAACGCAGCCAGAAUGAUGCUUAUCCUCAACAUGGUGCAGGGCAGCUUUAUGGCCACCAUUGCAGAAGGACUCACUCUGGCCCAGGCAACCGGCCAAUCACAGCAGACCUUCCUUGACAUCCUAUGCCAGGGCCAGAUGGCAAGCACCUUUGUGGACCAGAAAUGCCAAAAUAUUCUACAAGGCAACUUCAAACCAGACUACUAUUUGAAGCACAUUCAGAAGGAUUUAAGGCUAGCCAUCUCCAUGGGUGAUAUGGCUAACCAUCCAACCCCGAUGGCUGCAGCUGCCAAUGAGGUGUACAAAAGGGCCAAGGCACUGGACCAGUCAGACAAUGAUAUUUCUGCAGUCUACAGAGCCUACAUUCAUUAG